Lycium ferocissimum is the source of this 561-nucleotide messenger RNA. RefSeq lists its product as uncharacterized. The transcript has 2 exons. Lineage: Eukaryota; Viridiplantae; Streptophyta; Magnoliopsida; Solanales; Solanaceae. The record is from RefSeq and is a predicted model, not a curated record. The coding region runs from base 93 to 455 and encodes 120 amino acids.
UCUCCAUUUCUUUAACCAUUCCUCUAAUUUCUUUCCAUCUCCUUCUCUUCCAACUUGAACUAUCAAAUAUCCAAAUACCCUUUUUUGUUAAAAUGGUUCGUCUAACAUUGUCAAGAAUUAAUGGUGAAAAUUUAUGUACUUCAAUGCCAUUAGCAAUUGGUUUAUUUCUUUCAAUACUAGCCCUUGUAGCGCUAUGUGCUAAACAUGCAAAAAAACCUUCAAGAAAAUCCAUGUCUACACAUGAAAAAAUCAAAACUAAUGCAUGCAAAAUUGUUCCAAGGUUGUCACCACUAGGACUCCCUAACAAAAAUAAAAAUAAAAGAGUCGAUGAAGAAUCUGGCAACCCGACCGGAGAUGUGACCGGAGAAGUAGCCGGAGAAGAGGGAUUGUGGCAAAAAGCAAUUAUAAUGGGUGAAAAAUGCCAGCCACCACAAUUUUCAGUCAGCAAUAUGUAAGACUGUAAAUAAUGGAGUAUGGUCUAAUGACACCUCACAUGAUAAGAGAAGAGAAGUUGCGUUACAAGUAGAACUAACAUGUACAAUUACAAUACUCUGACCAUUA